AACGGGAUCCAGCUCGGCGUAUCGGGACUAACGCACGGCGUAGACGAAAAUACGAAGAGAAUGCAGUGCUUUUUCCUUUCUGCCGAGAUGGUCAGUUCAGCGCCACCUUACACAUACACACAGCCACAGAGGCGACUGGUUAUCACUCCCAGGUACCAAGCUGAGCUGAGUUGAGCUGAGCUCUCCUCCACUCUUCGCCAUCAUUCACCUCUUUCCAAGCUUUCCCCCAUAGGUGGCCUGUGCCCCCGCUUGCUUUGCUGCUUUCCUCUUUGUUAAAAGGCUGCUCGCUCUCCCUUUCUCUCUCAUCACAGUCUCGCGCGCACUACUGCCCCUUGCUAAGGUCAAAUAGCCAUCCACACACCUCUCUCUUUCUUCUUUACCUCCUCUCUUGUUUUACCAAGCUAGCUCCGAUUUCUGGGUGCUGCUUCUCAUGGCUUCCACGGCGGCUCCUGCUAGCGACCAAACCGAGCAAAAGCGCCGCCAAAUCCGCCUCUGACCUCCCCGCCAACACCCAGCCACCCGCCUACUACAAGUAGCUCAGCUCAGUCAGCUCAGCUAGUAGCAGUAGCAGUUUAGUAGGAGCUGCAUCUGCAGUUGGGUGCACGAAUGGAGAGCAGAUGGAGGAAGGCCAAGAUGUCCCUGGGGCUCAACCUCUGCGUCUACGUGCCCCGGACGCUGGAAGGCGACGAUGCCAGCUCGCCGAACACCGGGUCCUCCACGGCGGCGCUGGUGUCGCCGGUGGCGUCCUCGUCAUCUGCUGCGACGAGCGCGGAGACCACACCUACGGCUGCUUUGGCGGAGCAGAGCAACGGCAAAGUAAAAGGCGGCGCCGGCGCGCUGAUGCCGACCACCCCGACGCCGACCUCCGCCGGACUCCGCCUCUCCAAAUCCGGCAGCAAAUCCUUCAAGAAAACAUGUGCCAUAUGCUUGACCACAAUGAAGCCUGGUCAGGGCCAUGCGCUCUUCACAGCAGAGUGCUCACAUACCUUCCACUUCCAUUGUAUUUCUGCAAAUGUUAAGCAUGGAAGCAGCAGUUGCCCAGUUUGCCGUAUCAAAUGGAAGGAGCUUCCAUUUCGAGGUCCCUUGCCUGCUAAAUUGCCUCUAGGAAAUGCAAGUCCAGUUAAUGGGCACCAAAAUGGAGGCCAGAUGACCAUAUUGCGACCGCUUCCUCGUGCCCGAUCUUCUGGUCGACUUCAUCAUCUGACUACUUUGCUGCCUGACACUGACCCAAGUACUUUCAACGAUGAUGAACCCUUGGACUUGUUGUGUGAAGCAACUGAAGACCCUCAGCAGGGCUGUUUGAGAACAGUGGAGAUAAAGACAUAUCCUGAGUUCACCGAAGUACCUGAAAAUAUGUCAGAAAGAAGCUUCACUGUUCUAAUUCAUCUUAAGGCACCACUUGCUCAGCAUCUGCAGACACCCAGCAAUCUUGGAGAUGGCAAUGGGCCGAACACAAAUCGAGCCCCUGUUGAUCUCAUCACAGUUCUUGAUGUCAGCGGAAGCAUGGCUGGUACCAAACUGGCUUUGUUGAAGAGGGCUAUGGGGUUUGUCAUUCAGAACCUUGGCUCCUCAGAUCGGCUUUCCGUCAUCGCCUUCUCAUCAUCCGCACGCAGGCUCUUCCCACUUCGUAGGAUGACCGAGUCUGGUCGGCAGCAAAGCUUGCUGGCUGUUAAUUCAUUGACGUCAAAUGGUGGGACCAAUAUUGCAGAGGGGCUCAGGAAAGGCUCCAAGGUGAUCGAAGAUCGGCAGGCCAAGAAUCCAGUCUGCAGCAUCAUCCUUUUAUCAGAUGGUCAAGAUACUUAUAACGUCUCACCAACUGCUGGUGUACAUAAAGCAGCAGCACUAGAGUAUUGUGCGCUCUUGCCGUCCACUAAUGGUAACCAGCAGGUACCUGUUCAUGUCUUUGGAUUUGGUGCUGACCAUGACUCAGUCUCGCUGCACUCCAUCUCACAAGCAUCUGGUGGGACCUUUUCGUUCAUUGAGACGGAGGCUGCUAUCCAGGAUGCAUUUGCACAAUGCAUUGGUGGGCUUUUGAGCGUAGUUGCACAGGGUCUGCAUUUAAAAGUAGAGAGCCUCCACCCUGACGUGCACUUUGGCUCCAUCAGAUCAGGCAGCUACUCUAGCAGUAUUGCAGAUGAUAAGAGGAAUGGGUCCAUAGAUGUAGGAGACUUGUAUGCCGAAGAGGAAAGGGAUUUUCUUGUGUCUGUAAACGUUCCCCCUGGCCAUGGGGAAACGGCACUUCUCAAAGUUGGCUGUGUCUACAAAGAUCCAUUGAUGAAGGAGGCUGUGAAUAUGGCUGAUGUGCAAGUGAACAUCUCCAGGCCAGCAUUCGUCUCAGUACAAAGCGUGUCAAUAGAGGUGGACCGCCAAAAGAACCGUCUUCAUGCAGCUGAGGUCAUGGCUGAAGCAAGGUUUUCUGCAGAGCGUGGUGACCUGACAAAUGCUGUUUCUUUAUUAGAAGACUGCCGGAGAAUGAUCAUGGGAUCGGCUUCGGGACAGUCCGGUGAUCGUCUGUGCCAAGCUUUGGAUGCUGAGCUGAAGGAGAUGCAAGAUAGGAUGGCCAAUCGCCAAAGGUAUGAGGCAUCCGGUCGGGCAUACGUCCUCUCAGGCUUGAGCUCCCACUCAUGGCAGAGAGCAACCGCACGUGGUGAUUCAACAGACAGUGAGAGCCUUAUCCAGGCCUAUCAAACUUCAUCCAUGGUCGACAUGCUUCUGCGCUCGCAGACAAUGAGCCGCUCGUCAACCCCUCGCCAAACUCCACAGAUGAGGCACGCGAAAUCAUUCCCAGCACGCCCGCAGCCAAGGUAACUGCAUUCUGGUGUUGCCAAGAAGGAUUUGCCUGAAGCCUAAUCAUUUGGUAGUGGACGUAACAGUGUCGUUUAAAUUCUUAGUUUUGUGGUGGGAGGAUGGGACGGGGGGUAUAGUUUGUGUGGUAUAAGGAGAUGUAAUGGUGUAAAUUUAGUUUGGGGUUGUGGGGGGUAAAUGGCGAGAGCAAGGUGUUUUGUAAUUGGGGGUAGGCGAUGGUAUACGUCCUGGGGAAAAUGGGUUAGAGGGUGGGCUAUUUUUUUCUUCCUUGGCGGUGACUCGGUAUACUCCAGUAUUGUACCAGCUUCUUUGUGUGGUGAUGUACAUGAGAGAAGGGUAUACAUUUGUGAACUCUUUGAGGAUGGAUGGAUACCUGAUCCUUGCAAGGUUUGCCUCUUCCUGAAAA
Molecule: messenger RNA, 3211 nt
Organism: Phragmites australis (common reed)
Lineage: Eukaryota; Viridiplantae; Streptophyta; Magnoliopsida; Poales; Poaceae
Product: E3 ubiquitin-protein ligase WAV3-like
Exons: 2
Coding region: 607-2808 (733 amino acids)
Source: RefSeq, a predicted model, not a curated record